GCCGGCGCACUUGCAGCCGGGCGGGCACCAGGAGGCGGAGGCGGGACGGUCAGGGGUCCGAGCGCGCAGGACAGCGGCCCCGGGGCCAAAGUUUGCCAGCAGCCCCGGCGGACCAAGCGGGUCCCACGCGCCGCUCGCUGCCCCCUCUCGCGUCUUCAUCCCGGCAUCGCUGCGCCGGGGGACUGAGCUGCGGCCCGGCUAGCUCCGAGGCGGGGACGCCGCGACGGGAACUUAAGGCCCAACAGGGAUGUGAAGCCUCAAAAUGACCCUGUUACCGGGAGACAACUCGGACUAUGACUACAGCGCUCUAAGCUGCGCCUCAGACACCACCUUUCACCCAGCCUUCUUCCCACAGCGCCAGGCCAUCAAAGGCGUCUUCUACCGCAGGGCCCAACGCCUGAGGCCCCAGGAUGACCUGCACCAGAUCAGCUCCCUUGGGGACCGCAGGCGACAGAUCAUCAUCAACGUGGGUGGCAUCAAGUACUCACUACCUUGGACCACGCUGGAUGAGUUCCCACUGACACGGCUGGGCCAGCUCAAGGCCUGCACCAACUUCGACGACAUCCUGAGCGUGUGUGAUGACUACGACGUAACCUGCAACGAGUUCUUCUUCGACCGCAACCCGGGGGCUUUUGGCACCAUCCUCACCUUCCUGCGGGCCGGCAAGCUGCGCCUGCUUCGGGAGAUGUGUGCCCUGUCCUUCCAGGAGGAGCUGCUGUACUGGGGCAUUGCGGAGGACCACCUGGACGGCUGCUGCAAGCGCCGGUACCUGCAGAAAAUCGAGGAGUUCGCCGAGAUGAUGGAGCGCGAGGAGGAGGAGGGGCCUCUGGACAGCGAGGAUCAAGACAGUGAGGGUCCGUCCGCCAGCGAGGGCCGCCUGAGCCGCUGCAUGAGGAGGCUGCGCGACAUGGUGGAGAGGCCACACUCGGGGCUGCCCGGCAAGGUGUUUGCCUGCCUGUCCGUUCUGUUUGUCACCGUCACCGCCGUCAACCUGUCUGUGAGCACCCUGCCCAGCCUGCGGGAGGAGGAGGAACAGGGCCAGUGUUCCCAGAUGUGCCACAACGUCUUCAUCGUGGAGUCGGUGUGCGUGGGCUGGUUCUCCCUAGAGUUCCUGCUGCGGUUCAUCCAGGCGCCCAGCAAGUUUGCCUUCCUGCGCAAUCCGCUGACCCUCAUCGACCUGGUGGCCAUCCUGCCUUACUAUGUCACACUGCUGGUGGAUGGCGCUGCCUCCAGCCGCCGCAAGCCGGGCACCGGCAACAGCUACCUGGACAAGGUCGGGCUGGUGCUGCGGGUGCUGCGGGCACUGCGCAUCCUCUAUGUGAUGCGCCUGGCCCGACAUUCACUGGGGCUGCAGACCCUGGGUCUCACGGCACGUCGCUGCACUCGUGAAUUCGGGCUUCUGCUGCUUUUCCUGUGUGUAGCCAUCGCCCUCUUUGCCCCGCUGCUCUACGUCAUCGAGAAUGAGAUGGCAGACAGCCCCGAAUUCACCAGCAUCCCCGCCUGCUACUGGUGGGCUGUCAUCACCAUGACGACCGUGGGCUACGGAGACAUGGUACCCCGGAGCACGCCGGGCCAGGUGGUGGCUCUGAGCAGCAUCCUCAGCGGGAUCCUCCUCAUGGCCUUCCCUGUCACCUCCAUCUUCCAUACUUUCUCCCGCUCUUACCUGGAGCUCAAGCAGGAACAAGAGCGGGUGAUGAUCCGCCGGGCCCAGUACCUCAUCAAAACCAAGUCACAGCUCAGUGGCAUGUCCCAGGACAGUGACAUCUUGUUUGGAAGUGCCUCUUCAGACACUAGGGACAACAACUGAGGCGAGAAAACACCCCUGCCCUGCCUGCCAGCUGCGGCUUCAUGCAACCACCGCCACUGGAGCCUGGAAAAGGACUUCGUGCUUUCAAGUCCAGCCCUGGGCUGGACCUGACCUGAUCAAGCCACGACCCAAAAAGGAUAUGCGCCACAUCACCAAGAGUCCCGCCCUCCCUCUAAGCCCAGAAGUAACAGGGAAGCUAGCUGGGGCCAGUGCCGCACCCACCACCGGGGACUCGCUGCUGUUUCUCUCCCUUAGAAGCUGACUGGCCCGAUCCCACCACGUAAACAACAUGCCCAGCCAAGCCUGCAUACGCUGGGGGACUGCCUGGAGAAACAGACAUCGGGCGGCCACACGUGACUUUGGUGUGUGUCCACUGAAGAAGAGCCUGCCAUUGGGACUUUCGAGGGCGGAGCUUUGCCUCUUAGUGGAAGGACCACGUUGCCGGGGUCUCGGGGCUGGUGGGACACUGGCAGGAGGGAGAGAGGCAGACAGGCCUUUAGGGCGCCCACCACGGAUGCUGGGUUCAGGCUCCUCGUGCUCCUGACCCCUGAGCUCAUCCCUCAUCCCUCGUCCUGCUCACCCUCCCCACAUCCUCCCUGACGCCCCCCGAGGUCUCUCUUUUCAGACUCCACUCAGCCCAGUGGGGGUGGGGACACCAACACGCUGCUCAUCUCUGCUGACUUCAAA
Messenger RNA from Apodemus sylvaticus (European woodmouse), 2494 nucleotides. RefSeq names its product potassium voltage-gated channel modifier subfamily G member 1 (gene Kcng1). NCBI's taxonomy places the organism in Eukaryota, Metazoa, Chordata, Mammalia, Rodentia, Muridae. Gene Ontology annotation, biological process: potassium ion transmembrane transport; regulation of delayed rectifier potassium channel activity; protein homooligomerization. Gene Ontology annotation, molecular function: delayed rectifier potassium channel activity; protein binding. Bases 263 to 1807 code for a protein of 514 amino acids. The record is from RefSeq and is a predicted model, not a curated record. Gene Ontology annotation, cellular component: membrane; voltage-gated potassium channel complex. The transcript is spliced from 3 exons.